Messenger RNA from Spirometra erinaceieuropaei, 2384 nucleotides. NCBI's taxonomy places the organism in Eukaryota, Metazoa, Platyhelminthes, Cestoda, Diphyllobothriidea, Diphyllobothriidae. The record is from the annotation of a GenBank genome assembly.
AUGCUGACGGAGUGCGCGGCCACGGAGAGCCAGGGUGGUCGAGUGAACAGCGUACUGCAGUCGACACCAUCCAGUAUCCACGCGGACGUUUUCGUCUGUCGCUGGCAGGUCUUCCAGCCGCUGGGUCAGUCGAGCGGUGAAAUGGACAUGGUAAGCAGGCAAAGGCAACAAAGCAUACCUGGGGGUUGCUUGCCCUGUGGCUUCCCGCGAGGUAGCAGACAAAACCUCUUCUUGGAGAUGACGAGUUAAUGGUCCGUCCAGCCAUCGGCGUCGCAGAUCGCCUUAAUCACCAUCAUGACCUGCCGAUGUCGCCUCUGGACGAGAACAUAGUCCAGCAGCUACUAGCGCCGCGAUCGGGGGUGCUUCCAGGUGGCAUUAUCCCUCAUCGGCAGGCGGAAGAAUGUGUUGGCCAGCAGAAGGCGGUGUUCAGCGCAGGUUCGCAGGAGCGGGAGGCCAUUGUCGUUGCAGCCGGCGAUUCCGUGAGGGUCCAGGCACUCGCACGCCUGCGAGGUCCAUGUAUUCUCCUUUGCGAAAACGUCGUCAAUUGUGCGCGGAGCGGGCCGCGCGCGGCAAGCGUAGCCGAAAUGCUUGGCUAUGUCAGUCACUGCGUCCGACCCCACCUCUGGCAUUCUUGACUCUGUCUUGAAACCGGCCUCAGGUUGGCGAGGAGAGAGUGUGGAAGAUUCGUCGCUAGUCUACUAUCACUAUAGACUUAAACGCCCAACGAACUGAGCUGGACUGCUUGUAUGUAGAGACACUUUUGGUGUGAACCCAGGCUGGAGAUGACUUGAUCCCGUGUUGGCUAGAUUGGCCGGUCCCCCUUCCGCACUCAACUGCCGACCCCUUCCCGCACCUUUCGUCCUAACGCUCGUUCUGCUAACUCUACUUCGGCGCCUUCCACGGCCCUUCCCUGUGACUGCCUAAAGCAUCGCACCCUCCACCGGUUGUUUAACAGGCAUGCCGGCUUAACCUUUUCAUUCAUACAGGUGACUCCUGGUUUAAUUCAUCCUCUCUUGCGCUCUUGACUACUACUACUACUACUACUACUACUACUACUACUACUACUACUACUACUACUACUACUACUACUACUACUACUACUACUACUACUACUACUACUACUACUACUACUACUACUACUACUACUACUACUACUACUACUACUACUACUACUACUACUACUGUCGAAAUGCCAACAUGGGUUCCGAAAAGGAAGAUCCUGCACGACAAACCUGCUGCAAUCUCUCCAGAGCUGGACCCAAGCUCUCGACGACAGGCACGCGGUCCACAUAGCCUUCAUCGACUUCCAGAAGGCUUUCGACACUGUGCCACACCAAAGGCUCUUACAUAAGCUGAAAAAAAUAGGGAUCGGUGGCAACUUCCAUAAAUGUAUCGAAAACUUCCUUGUGGGUCGACAGCAGGUUGUGUGCGUCGGUCGGGGAAAAUCAGAUCCGGCUAUGGUCGAUAGUGGUGUCCCCCAGGGUUCAGUACUGGGACCCAUUUUGUUCCUUAUCUACGUGGACGAUGCCGAAAGAGAUUUAGACUGUGAAGUAGCAAUGUUUGCGGAUGACAUGAAGAUAUGGAGUGUAAUUCGGGGUCCUGCCGAUGAAGACAGACUGCAGAUGAACCUGAAUCGGUUGGAGGAGCGGUCAAACCGUUGGCUUCUGCGGUUCAACAUUGCCAAAUGUAGCAUAUUUCGCCUAGACAACACAGCCAGAUCCGCCAGCACAAGAGGCUACUUUCUGGGCGGUGCAGCCCUACAAGAGGUCGAAGCCCAAAAGGACCUCGGUGUGCUUACGACGAGUUCCCUAAAACCAUCCGCCCACUGUUCGAGGGUGGCAAAAACCGCAAUGUCCGUACUGUACGCCAUCAAGCGUGCGUUUAUGAACUUUGACGAAGAAGCUUUCUCUAAGACAUUCGGAACAUUCGUCCGGCCGCAUUUAGAGUACGGCAUACAAGCUUGGAGGCCGUGGGCUGUUGUGGAUCAAAACUGCCUCGAAAGAGUCCAGAGGAGAGCCACGUAGAUGGUCAGGGGUCAAAGCUCCUUUCCUUAUGCGACCCGCCUAGUAAAUCUGAACCUCUUUCCUUUGAGUUACAGGCAACUUCGCGGAGAUCUCUUGCAAGCCUUCCGCAUUGUAAAGGGGUUGGAUUGCAGUCUGGCCUUCGAGGACUUUUUUGAAUUUGCUACCACGACCAACCUCCGAGGUCACCCGUUAAAACUGCGCACUCAGCAGGCACGGCUGGAUGUGCGGAAGUUCUCCUUCUCGGUUCGGGUGGUCAAACCGUGGAAUGAGCUUCCCGCAGAUGUUGUGAUGUCACCAUCUAUACAAAGUUUUAAGAAGAAUCUGGACAUGUUUAUGUUCCGAAAUGACCAAGAGCGAUGA